Epinephelus moara (kelp grouper) is the source of this 306-nucleotide messenger RNA. Its product is annotated as leucine-rich repeat-containing protein 1-like. The annotation marks the transcript as partial. The transcript is spliced from 3 exons. The record is from RefSeq and is a predicted model, not a curated record. Gene Ontology annotation, cellular component: postsynaptic density; postsynaptic membrane; adherens junction. Gene Ontology annotation, biological process: neurotransmitter receptor transport postsynaptic membrane to endosome; neurotransmitter receptor transport, endosome to postsynaptic membrane. Gene Ontology annotation, molecular function: protein binding. NCBI's taxonomy places the organism in Eukaryota, Metazoa, Chordata, Actinopteri, Perciformes, Serranidae.
CCAUUUUUCCAGCUGGUGAAACUAAGAAAACUUGGCCUGAGUGACAACGAGAUCCAGAGACUUCCACCAGAAAUAGCCAACUUCAUGCAGCUGGUAGAACUGGACGUCUCUCGAAAUGAUAUUAUGGAAAUUCCAGAGAGCAUUUCGUACUGCAAAGCCCUCCAAGUGGCAGAUUUCAGUGGAAAUCCAUUAACAAGAUUACCUGAAAGCUUUCCAGAGCUACGGAAUCUAACAUGCCUUUCCAUCAAUGAUAUUUCAUUGCAAGUUCUUCCAGAUAACGUUGGGAAGUAAGUAAAUGCCCUCCUC